AUGGUGAACACCGUCGUCACUGCUGGCACGGCCUUUCUGGCUGUUGCCAACGCUGCUCCUGCCUGGACACUCCCCGGCAUCAAUCUUGGUGUCGGCCUUGGGCUGGGUAUAGGUGGCGGAACUGGUGCAAGCUCUGCUCGUGCCAGCUCUUCUACCGCCGCAGCUACCAACGCAGCUGCUCCCACCGUACCUGCUGGCAUUGCGACUCCAUCGUCCACCCCCGCACCAAACGGCACGCCAUCACCCGCCUGGUCUCUUGCCGAACUUUUCGAGUGGCUUCGCUUGAGACAGGUAGCUACCAGGACUGUCACUGUGCAUGAUCUGCCUACGAAUGCACCUGUGUGCAGUCUGGGCAAUGGGCUUCCGGGAUUGCCAGAACCGAGUUUGCCUGCUUUGCCUAGCAUCGGGCUCCCUGAUGGGCCAAACCCCGGGCAGACUGCUGCUCCGGGUCUUCCAAGCAUUGGCCUUCCUAGCAUUGGUGUUCCCAGCAUUGGUGUUCCCAGCAUUGGCCUUCCAAGUGUCAGCCUUCCAAGUGUUGGCCUUCCAAGUGUUGGCCUUCCCAGCAUUGGCCUACCAAGUGUCGGUGCGGGCUUCCCUGAGCCAAGUCUACCGGUUCUUCCUAGCAUCGGACUUCCCAGUGUUGCUCUCCCGAGUCUUCCUCUUCCCAGCAAUGGUCUUCCCAGCAUCGGUCUUCCUAGCAUCGGUCUUCCCAGCAAUGGUCUUCCCAGCAAUGGUCUUCCCAGCAUCGGUCUUCCCAGCAUCGGUCUUCCCAGCAUCGGUCUUCCCAGCAUCGGUCUUCCCAGCAUCGGUCUUCCGUCUCUGCCUACACCCAGUCUGCCGACUGUGACUGAUAUCGACCUCCCAGGAUUGCCUAGCAGCCUGGCCCUACCUACUCUUACUAUCCCAUCGGGCCCUGGUGUAGAGAUUCCCAGCGGACCUAGCAUCGCUCUUCCCACUCUGCCAGCUGAGCCAUCGCUACCAGUCAUUGAUCUUCCUUCACUACCGGCUCUUCCUUCGCUGCCGGCUCUUCCUUCGCUGCCGGCUCUUCCUUCGCUGCCGGCUCUUCCUUCGCUGCCGGCUCUUCCUUCACUGCCGGCUCUCCCUUCACUACCGGCUCUUUCACUACCGGCUCUUUCACUACCGGCUCUUCCGUCUUUGCCAGCAGAUCCAUCAUUGCCAAUUGAUUUGCCCUCAUUACCGGUAGUCACGGCGCUUCCUACGCAGCUACCUGAUAUCUCUGUGCCUGGCAUCCCUCUCCCAUCUCUGCCAGUCAUUGAACUGCCCUCGCUACCGGCUCUUCCAUCUCUGCCAGCGGAUCCAUCUCUACCAGUCAUCAAUCUUCCUUCUCUGCCGGUCAUCACAGAUUUGCCAGAUAUCUCUAUCCCAGGUGUUCCCCUGCCAUCUCUUCCUGUGGUUCCAUCUCUACCAGUUAUUGAUCUGCCCUCUCUGCCGGUCAUUACAGCGCUACCAACCCAGCUGCCGGAUAUCUCCUCCAUACUGAUCUGCCGGCUCUUCACUUCCUUCCCAGCCGUCUCGGUACCGGUGAUUUCGUCUGUACCAGCGAUCAAUCUUCCUAACCCAAGUCUACCAUCUCUUCCUUCCUUCCCAGCCGUCUCGGUACCAGCAAUUGAUCUUCCGGGGCUCCCCUCGUUACCUAUCGGUCUACCAUCUCUGCCAGUCAUCACUGCACUGCCUACCCAGCUGCCGGCUAUUCCUUCUCUCCCGGCGAUCUCUCUCCCAUCCGUACCGGCGAUCUCUCUCCCAUCCGUACCGGCGAUCUCUCUCCCAUCCGUACCGGGCGAUCUCUCUCCCAUCCGUACCGGCGAUCUCUCUCCCAUCCGUACCGGCCGAUCUCUCUCCCAUCCGUACCGGCGAUCUCUCUCCCAUCCCGGCCAGCGAUCUCUCUUCCUCUCUUUGCCGACACUUUCUGUGCCAGCGAUUUCUCUGCCAGCGGAUUUCUCUGCCAGCGGUUUCUGUGCCAGCGGUUUCUGUGCCAGCGGUUUCUGUGCCAGCGGUUUCUCUGCCAGCGGUUUCUGGUGCCAGCGGUUUCUGUGCCAGCGGUUUCUGUGCCAGCGGUUUCUGGUGCCAGCGAUCUCUCUUCCCUCUUUGCCGACACUUUCUGUGCCAGCGAUUUCUCUGCCAGCGGUUUCUGUGCCAGCGAUUUCUCUGCCAGCGGUUUCUGUGCCAGCGAUCUCUCUUCCCUCUCUACCGACACUUUCUGUGCCAGCGAUUUCUGUACCGGCAAUUUCUGUCCCGUCCCUGCCGGCUGUUCCCUCCCUGCCAGUCAUCAGCAUUCCUGGAAUCGGACUGCCAAAUCCCAGACCAACAACUCUCGCGACCGUAGUCUCGUCCGCCGCGCCAACAACCACAACUCCUACUGGUCUCACCACCACUAUCCUCCCACGAGCCGCCGACUUCGAGAACAAUGUCGGCUUCCCACUUCUCGCCUUGUCUCCGAUCAACACCUACCUUGACAUCUUCUGGCAAGGCUUCACGCUGGCCCAGACCCCGGCGGCCCAGGGCAUCCUUACAGUCGUCCCAUACAGUGGAACCAACGUCGCUAGCUUCUCGUCCCUCAAUAUGCUGCAAGGUGGGGCCGCCAUGAGCGUCACCUACGCUGGUAGCGUCGUAAACACUUUCGACUUGACCUCGUUCUUUUACGGCUGCGCCUUGCCCAUACCCCUCGGUUUCGUGGCAGUACCGACAACAUGCAAGAUUACCAUUAAGGGAUACACUGACGAUGCGGCCACGAUCUCGGUGGGCGAGCAGACCUUCAGCUUUACUACAAAGGUUGGACAGACAAGCGCGCAGAUGAGCAAGGCGCUGGUGGAUGCAAAGUUCAAGGGAUUGAAGAGGGUGACAUUCACGACUGACACUCCUCUGGCGGCCGGCGUUAUCGACUCGGUCAGCUACUCGAUUAACAAGUGGACUGGAUUCUAA
This is a messenger RNA of Parastagonospora nodorum SN15, 2940 nucleotides long. RefSeq lists its product as hypothetical. The record is from RefSeq and is a predicted model, not a curated record. The transcript is spliced from 3 exons. NCBI's taxonomy places the organism in Eukaryota, Fungi, Ascomycota, Dothideomycetes, Pleosporales, Phaeosphaeriaceae. The coding region runs from base 1 to 2940 and encodes 979 amino acids.